Plasmodium vinckei vinckei is the source of this 2703-nucleotide messenger RNA. Its product is annotated as myb2 transcription factor, putative. The transcript has a single exon. Gene Ontology annotation, biological process: mRNA splicing, via spliceosome. The coding region runs from base 1 to 2703 and encodes 900 amino acids. The record is from RefSeq and is a predicted model, not a curated record. Gene Ontology annotation, cellular component: spliceosomal complex; Prp19 complex. Lineage: Eukaryota; Apicomplexa; Aconoidasida; Haemosporida; Plasmodiidae.
AUGAGGAUUCAAAUUAAGGGAGGAAUUUGGAAGAACUGCGAAGAUGAAGUUCUGAAAGCAGCUGUUAUGAAAUAUGGAUUAAAUAACUGGUCUCGUGUUGCUUCCUUACUUGUUCGAAAAUCAGCAAAGCAAUGUAAAGCACGCUGGUAUGAAUGGCUUGACCCAUCUGUUAAAAAAACAGAAUGGAGCAAAGAAGAGGAAGAAAAACUAUUACAUCUAGCGAAAUUAUUUCCAACUCAAUGGAGAACUAUUGCUCCUAUAGUUGGGAGAACAGCACAACAAUGUUUAGAACAUUAUGAAUAUUUAUUAGAUGAAGCUGAGGGAAAAGUUUAUGAUAAAAAUAAAAAUCCUAGGCAAUUAAGACCAGGUGAAAUUGACCCCGCUCCAGAAACUCGGCCUGCUCGUGCUGAUCCUGUUGAUAUGGAUGAUGAAGAAAAAGAAAUGUUAGCAGAAGCUAAAGCUAGAUUAGCAAAUACUAAAGGGAAAAAAGCUAAAAGAAAAGCCAGAGAAAAACAAUUAGAACAAGCAAGAAGGUUGGCAUUAUUACAAAAAAAAAGAGAACUAAAAGCUGCUGGUAUUGUUUCAAAUAAUCAUUAUAAAAAAAAUGAUAAAAAUAAUAUCGAUCAUAUUAAUGAAAUAUUAUUUGAAAGGAAGCCAUUAAAAGGUUUUUACAAUGUAGAAAAUGAACAAAAUAUUGAAGAAUCUCAAUACGGAAAUAAAAAUGACCAAAGCACAUCUGCUGAUAGUAAUAACAAAAUAAGAAGCAUAAAAUCGAUGGAGGUAGAAAAUAUAAAUAGAUUAACUGAUUUGGGACAAGAUGAUAAUAAACAACAUAAAAAAGGUAAAAAAAAUAAAAACGAAGAGCAUGAUCUUUUAAAUGCUAUCGAAAACUAUGAUAAACAAUUUAAUGAAUUAAGUCAUCUAAGAAAACGUGUUCGGUUAAAUUUGCCUGAACCUGUUUUAAAUGAAAAUGAAUUAGAUGAAAUUAUUCAAAUUAAUAAAGAAGCAACAUCUUUUAAUCAAAUAAUAAAGGAUUAUAAUGAUAACAAUCUGGUAAAUGGGCCUAUAAAUAAUAUAUUACCUAGUAUAGCCAGUACACCAUUUGUAUUAAAUCAAGGAGAUAUGCUAUCAUCUAUAGGAACAAAUUUAUAUAACGAAAACAAUAAGUCAAUAAAAUUUUCAAGUGUCCUAGAUUAUAGUAUACAACAAGCGGCUCAAAGUAUAAUAUCGAACAAUAUAAACAUGCCUAUCUUGUAUAGAAAUGAAGAAUUCACAAAAGAUUCGCAAAAAAAAGUACAAAAUAAUAAAAGCUAUUCAAAAAAUGAUGAUAGUAUAGAUGAAGGAAACAUAUUUGAUGAUGAUGAUAAUAAUGCCGUUGAUGAUAUUAGAGAACAUUCAAAAAAAAUAAAAGAAGAAAUUGAAAAGAAUAAAAAUAAAAUGAAAAAUGACGAAGAUAUAGCAGAAAAACAAAGGCUAUCUGCCAAAAACAAAAUUAUUAGUGAUAUAAAAAGUUUUAGAAAAAAUAUAAGUGUAUAUGCACAAUCUAUUAUAUCCUAUAAAGGUUUUAAAAAUGAUAAUUCUAUGAUUAAUCCGAGUGCAUUAGUAAAUGAAGAUAUGAUUGAUGACGAUGAUGAUAAUUAUGAGGAAAGAGUAGAUAGAGCUAAAUUGCUUAUAAAGUCCUCUUUAGCGAAUUUACCAAAAGAAACAAAUGUUAUCGAACUACAAAUACCAGAGAAUGAUAAUAUUCCAAAUGACGAUGGAGGAAUGGAUAUGGAAUUAGAAGAAGAUGCACAAGAGGCUGAAAAAAGAAAAAAAAUGGAAGAAAUAAAAAAAGAACAAGAUAAAUUUAAUAAACAAAAUAAAGUUAUUCAAUGGAAUUUACCACGACCAUAUUUCUUGCAAAAAAUAAAUAUUUUCAAUGUACCAAAUAUAGAUAUAAAUGACGAACAAAGGGUAAUACAAAAAGAAUUAUUAUCUAUAAUAAAAAAUGAUAUGUUUAAUUAUCCCAUUAAAGGAGCUGAGCCUGUCCAAAGUAUGAUGCCAUAUUAUGACGAUGUAGAAGAUUCCUAUUUACAGCUAGCUCGAAACUCUAUCAAUACAGAAAUCGAAAAAAUUAAGAAUCUUGGAGUUAAAAAUGGAUAUUCGUUUAUCCAAUUUGAUAAUAAUACAGUAAAUCCUAAUAUUACAUUAAAAGAAAAUAUGCAAAAUGAAAAUUCAAAUGAAACAAAUAAUGAAACUGAAUUUGAUGAGGUUGAUAAAAAUCCUUGGGCUGAUUUAAAUGAAAAAGUUAUGUUUUGCCCUUCAAAAAAUAUUUAUACAUUUGUUGAAAAUAUGCAAGAAAAGGAUAUAAUAGAAUGCUAUAAAUACAAAUGUGAUACUUUAAAAAAAUUAAUUAAUAAAAAUAUGGAAAUGUAUAAAAAAAUUGAAAAUAAAUAUGAUAUAUAUACUAAGGGAUAUCAACUAAAAUUGAAAAGUUACAAAAAAACGUUUAAUUCCAAUUUUAAUACAUACAUUAAUCAUUUGAGUGAGCAAGAAGCUUUAUAUAAUUUGCAUGAAGGGGAACAAGUUUAUGCAUUACAGCGUAUGCAACAAGAGAAGGAAGAGAAUAAAAAGGAACUAGAAUAUCAUAAAUCUUUACAAAAUAUAUAUGCUGAGUUGCUUGCCGCAAAUGAGCAAUUGAAACUUGCCCAAGGAAAUAAAUAA